Molecule: messenger RNA, 1626 nt
Organism: Racocetra fulgida
Lineage: Eukaryota; Fungi; Glomeromycota; Glomeromycetes; Diversisporales; Gigasporaceae
Source: the annotation of a GenBank genome assembly
AUGAAUACAGAGACUCCAAAUAAUACCUCUAAUUCGAAAGAUUCAAUUGUUGAACAAUUAUUAGCUCUGUUUCCUGAUGCUGACCCCGGAUACUUGCGUAACUGUAUUGAAUUUUACCAGGACAACCACGUUGAACGGAUCAGUGAAAAAAUAUGCAACCAAAAUAUGGGUCAUUAUCCAAUAAAGCCGGACAAUUGUAGUAGUGCUAAUUGUACAAAAGCAAAAAACAUUUAUCUUAAACAAUUAAAUGAUUUAUUUCCUGAAUGUGAUGUUGGUUUCCUUCGCGAAAAAUUAUGUCGCUUUGAUCAUAGUCAUGUACAACAAGUGACUGAAACAUUAUUGAAAAUGGAUAAAUCUUCAGAAGGUUAUCCUCGUAGGCCUAACCCUUUUGUCAUUGAGCCAUGGGAACUUAUUCGAUCACCUGAUUAUAUAAAAGCUGUUAGGUAUCGUCUAUAUAAUGACUUUCCUGAUACCUGGAAGUCCACUGUAAAAGCUGUUCUUGCUGAGAACAAUUUUGAUUAUGCUAAGAGCUUUGCCAAAAUUCGGGAUUUGACGACUAAUAAUUGGUGGAAUUCGAUUUUCAGUGUUUUUAGACGUAAAAUGUGUAAAGAAGUCGAAAAUACUGAACUCGAAGAAGAAGUCCAUCGAAUGCAAAAACAUAGACUAGAAGAACAAUCUAAAGCUGAUUAUGAAGUUGCUAGACAAAUUAAUUUUAUGGAAUAUACAAAAAAUGACCAACUUAUUACCUGUGGUUGUUGUUACGGUGAUUGUCCUUUUGAAGAUUUGGCUAGUUGUAAUGAGGGACAUUUAUUUUGUAAAGAAUGCAUUAAUCAUUUUGUACAAGAAGGAUUAUUUGGUCAAGGGUCAUUAAGAGGGAAACAAGUUAAUUGCAUAGAACCAGGCGGAUGUAACGGCUACUUUACUGAGGAUCAACUUAAAGCAACUUUGUUAUCUGAUGUUUUCAAACAUUAUGUGGAAUCUCUCAUAGAACAUUCUUUAAAACAAGCAAAUUUAUCUCUUGUUCAAUGCCCAUUCUGUUCUUAUUGUGAGAUUGAUGAUGACAGUCCAUUUAAUCAAUUAAAGAUUCCAAAAUCUGCUGUCAUAGCAAUUAGCAUUCCUUUAGCAAUAUUACCAUUUUUUUCAUCCUUUGAAAACAUUAUUAGCGCUUUGAAAGUCGCUACAAUUUUUGUUCUUCCUCAAAUAACAUUAUGGAUGCUUGGUGUAUUUCCUUUACGAACUUUUCUUGAUGAUUUUGAAAAUAUAGUUAAAAAAUGCCAGAAUCCUGAUUGCAGUAAAUCAUCAUGUAUGCUAUGCAAUCGGGAAUGUCGACCUUUUCACAAAUGCUAUGAACAAGAGCAAGACAGCUUGCGACUUUUUGUAGAAAGAGCUAUGGCUGAAGCUGUCAAACGAACGAAAUGCACCAAAUGUGAUUUAUAUAAAACUGAAGAUGAAGACAAGGUUAUCAAGGAAGCUGCUGCAAAAGCGCGAGCAGAAUUCAUUAAAACUCAUCCGGAGGCAAGAGAGGCCAAUCUUUUGCAAAAUGCUGCUAUCGGACCCGUUGAAAAAUUAUUUCGUGAAAUGGUUGAAAAAACGAUUGAAAAGAUUGUUGACUAUUUAAUCCCUUGA